This is a messenger RNA of Medicago truncatula (barrel medic), 1490 nucleotides long. RefSeq names its product ethylene-responsive transcription factor-like protein At4g13040. The transcript is spliced from 7 exons. Lineage: Eukaryota; Viridiplantae; Streptophyta; Magnoliopsida; Fabales; Fabaceae. Gene Ontology annotation, biological process: regulation of DNA-templated transcription. Bases 530 to 1228 code for a protein of 232 amino acids. The record is from RefSeq and is a predicted model, not a curated record. Gene Ontology annotation, molecular function: DNA-binding transcription factor activity; DNA binding.
CAACUAGUCGCUACGUUCACAUUUUCUCACUCUACAUAACUUUCUCUUUCUCUCUCUCUCAACAACCAUCAAUAUUCAAUUAUACCACCCUUCCAUUCCACCACCCUUCUUUUUCUUAUUUUCUUCUAUAUACAAUACAAGUAUAUUAAUAACACACAAUACAAGAGGAGGGAGAAAGAAAAUAAUAAAAAACAAAACAAAAACAAAAACAGAAACAAAAGGUGGUAGAUGCAUGAGCCACAACACACACAUUAUCUCAUACAACUACACUCACCACCUUGUCUUCCCUCAAUAUUCCUAUAAACCCCUUCUUUCUUUUCCUUAAGAUUUUCUCACUUGGAUUCUCUCUUCUCUUUCUGUUGUCACCUUAUCCUUUUUCAGGUACCCUUUUACCAACAACAAUGGCUUGUUGACUUGUUCUUCCCAUUUCCGUCUAAGUAAUCGCUCACCUGCUUUAAAGGAAAAAAACGGGAUGGUAUAAAAUUAAUCAUCAUGCUUUGGUGAUUCGGUAAAAAGACUGAAACUAACAAUGGUAAGCUUAAGAAGGCGCAGGCUCUUGGGACUAUGCUCAGGAAGCAGUUCUUUUGUCAAUCCUCUUCCUCUAUACUGUGAGAAUCUAACUGGUUCUGAAAAUUUGUCGUGGCAUGCUAAACCAAAGAGUGAACAGCCUAUGCUCUCAGACGAUGCAAGCAUCCCAGACAGUGUAGGACUAAGAUCACUACUAAACACUGUUGUGCAAGAAGAACCAGGUUCAUCAAAUAUUUCUGGUUCAAGCUCAUCUAAAGAGCUGCUUAUUCAAUCAACCGUUGCAGGACCUGCUGUCAAACGUAGGAAGCGACAUAGGAGAAAGAAUUUACAUAGUCAAGAAGUCAGCAUGAGAGGUGUAUACUUCAAAAAUAUGAAGUGGCAAGCAGCAAUAAAAGUUGACAAGAAACAGAUCCACUUAGGUACUGUUGGAUCACAAGAAGAAGCUGCUCACUUAUAUGACAGGGCUGCAUUCAUGUGUGGGAGAGAGCCCAAUUUCGAUCUUCCAGAAGAAGAGAAGCAGGAACUGCGCAAAUUCAAAUGGGAUGAUUUCUUGGCGAUGACUCGACAAGCAAUCACACGCAAAAAGCUCAAGAGAAUGAUUAGCCCAGAACUGCCUAAUAGUUUUGAUUGGGAAAGCAAGCAAGGAGUGAGUGGUUUCUCUCCUUAUGAAGAUGCAGAUCAGGAAACAUCAAUGUCAUGAAAUUUAUGAUUCAGGAACCACAUCUAGUUGUAAUCCAAUACUAUAUGCUAGAUCCAUUAAUUAUGACAUACCUUGAUAGCAUUGAUAAUCUUUUAAGACAUGCAAAUUAUUACAUAUUAUUAACACAUUAAAGAGUACAUCUCAAGUUGGACAUUGUCAACUUUCAGGUGCUGAGAUCCUUAAUAAAUUCACCAAACUAGUGCAACAUUUAUUUUCUUCUGUGCAAUGGAAAUAAAAUGCUUCUGUUCAUUGCCACAUUAAA